CGCUCGGGGGCUGCCUUCAUCAAACAGCAGAAGCCAGCGGCGCAGCCAAGAUGCCCUUCUCCCUUUUGGCGCACCAGAGCACGAUCCUGCCGCUCGCGACGGCGGGUCUGCUGGGCGCGGGCAUGGCGCGCCUCAGCUACAUCCUGAUGGACGUGCUGGACGACGACAGCAGCGAGGCGCGCACGGACCAGCGGAUCCGGCUGCUCGACCGCGUCAUGCGCCUCAAGGCGAAGCCGGGCGUCGUGGUCGUCGAGGCGAGCGACGCGGACGUCGACGGCGGGCUGUACCGGCCCGAGGACUGGCGCAGCGAGCAGAUCCAGGACUACGCGGCGCGGACGUGCCAGACGGCGUGCCUCACGGCCGACUGCCAGACGUGCGUGGGCGCCGAGCCGGACGAGGGCCGGGUGGCCUUCGUGACGGAGCGGCGCUUCAAGCCGGCGCGGCCCGUGCGGGCGGUCUCCGCGGCGCCGCUGACGAAGGACGCCGACACGUUGAGGCGGCGGGCGGCGCGGCCCGACGCCGUCGACGCCGUCGACGCGGCGGGCCUGUGCUACAUCUGCUGCGACCGGCCCAUGGACUCGGUCCUGCUACCGUGCGGCCACAGCGGCGCGUGCUACGCGUGCGCCGUCGAGAACGUCGCGCGCACGGAGCUGUGCCCCUGCUGCCGCGGCGCCGUCGACCAGAUCGUGGUCUACGACCCGGCGUCGCGGAAGGACGAGGACGGGAACGCCGUGUUCCGCGUCGUGGGCCCGGGCCCCGUCGAGCGGUCGAAGAGCCGGCUCGACGCGCUCUACGAAUAUAUGGGAUGGACGGCGGCGGCGCCCGUCGCGACGUAGGCCCCGGGACUAAACACACCAC
Pelagomonas calceolata is the source of this 858-nucleotide messenger RNA. NCBI's taxonomy places the organism in Eukaryota, Pelagophyceae, Pelagomonadales, Pelagomonadaceae. The record is from the annotation of a GenBank genome assembly.